Molecule: messenger RNA, 927 nt
Organism: Caenorhabditis auriculariae
Lineage: Eukaryota; Metazoa; Nematoda; Chromadorea; Rhabditida; Rhabditidae
Source: the annotation of a GenBank genome assembly
AUGUUGGUAGUGGGAGACCACGACUUCAAAAUCCCCAGCCGUCACACACAAGGACGGAUAUGUCACUGGAGCCAGUCCACUGAUUAUCAUCAGGAUAGGACCUCGGCUAAUCGACUUGGGGCGCCGACACCGCUCAAGCGUUACAAAAGGCGUAUGAAGGAGAAGAAGAUCUUUCUGUAGGAGCUGCGCUCGCAUCUCUUUCAUCAGCAUUGAGCCUUGUAUGAUGGAGAGUCGUUCCGAUGCAAAACAGAACCGUUUAGUCAGAUUGAGGAUGAAAAAAUUUAUGACGGAAAAUGGCGCGCCGGUACCAUUUUUUUAGUACUGAAAUUUUGCAUUAUCCAUUUUUGACAUUUUUCUCGAUUUUCUCCAGAACAACUUUGAUACUGGUUCGGUUAUAAUGUAAAAAUCAUAAAGAGUGCUAAGUAAAUGAUGCUAAUCAGCUAGUUUGCCGAAAAAGUCGCUAUCUAGAAAAAAAACUGCUGCUUGCGGGCAUCGAACUCGCGACCAAGGAAAAAAUCGCAUCGCACGCGCUGCGCUGUUUCGUUAGGUGCAACCCGGGGAGCUUCCAUCCGCUACACUUUGAGCCGUUUGAUGGCGUGAUUAGUCAGAUUAAAAUAGAAAUUUUGAAGUGAAUGGGUUAUUUUAAUAGAGGCGAAUCAAAUGAAUCAAAAUUUGGAAUCAACGAAUUCAAAAGUAACUGCUUCAGCGCAUAUAAAGGCGCGGAAAAUGAGGCGGAGGCUUCGACAUUACACAAGCCGCGACAAUCGCUUUAUAGGACGCCACAGCUCAAAGUCGCUUUCCUUUUCCAGGCCGCCACUUCCUAAACUGUUGCUACCGCCUGACGUUAUCGGACGCAAAGCAGGCGGACUACAGUCCUUCAGCGAUGCAUCACCGCCUCUGCAUGAGCGUAUCAACGAGAUCCAUUGA